Molecule: messenger RNA, 1515 nt
Organism: Penaeus vannamei (Pacific white shrimp)
Lineage: Eukaryota; Metazoa; Arthropoda; Malacostraca; Decapoda; Penaeidae
Source: RefSeq, a predicted model, not a curated record
AUGCCUCUAGGUCACCGCAUAUACUCUCCUGAGUGUUUAAGCAAAUAUUCCUCAGUUGGGUUGACUGAUUUUUAUGGCAAAAUCUGGAAGAAAUGCAAUGGUUACUUUAAUUACCUGGUAGGAAUUACCCCCAAAUUAGGAACUGCCUUGGAGGUAAUAUCCUCAGAAUCACUGAAAUCUAUUCAGGAAUUGACUCCUGUCCAGCCCUACGCUCUGGUUUUCCUGUAUUUCAGUAUGACCCUCCCAAUGUUGCCUUUCAGUCAGUCCAAUGAAUGUUUUUGGACUGGGUCAGUGAUAUCGAUGGCCGUCCCAAGUAGCUACAAUGACGUAACGCAAGACAAAGCUCUCCGAGACCACAUUGGAUGGGCUUGGUACGAUCGCACUUUUUAUGUGCCCGUGAGAUGGCAAACUGACAAGCAGAGGGUUGUUCUUCGUCUUGGGUCUGCCCAUUAUAAUUCAAUCAUUUACAUCAAUGGUGUAGCUGUGACGUCCCAUGAAGGAGGACAUCUCCCCAUAAUGGCCGAGAUAUCAAGUGGUCUUAGAUUUGGGAAAGAAAACCUUGUCACCGUGGCCAUCAACAACACUUUGACGCCCAGCACGUUACCUCAGGGAAAGAUUGUCUACCAUAAUGACCCUACGAAGUAUCCUCCCGGUUACUUUGAGCAGACAUUAGACUUUGACUUUUUCAACUAUGCAGGUCUUCAUAGGCCAGUUUACCUUUACACAACACCACAAACAUACAUUGAUGAUAUAGUGGUUAACACUGAUAUUGAUGGGUCUGCAGGUAUCAUUAAUUACAAGAUAUUUGCGGCCACCUCUGGGAUCGGCCCCCAGACUGAAGACAACGUGGGCUGUUCAGUCAAGCUCCUGGAUAACGAGGGGGAUCAUGUUACUAGUGCCAUGGGGUGUGUUGGCACCAUUAAGAUCAGCAAUGCCAGUCUUUGGUGGCCAUAUCUCAUGCAUAGCAACCUGGCUAUAUGUUACGCAGCAGUGUCAGAUGAGCAUGGUGUGCUGGACCUUUAUCCUCAGAAAGUUGGCAUUCGCACUCUUGGAUGGAACUCCACUACGCUGACCAUCAACAAUCGGCCUCUUUAUUUGCGUGGCUGUGGGCGGCAUGAAGAUGCUGAUAUCCGGGGCAAAGGUGUUGACUACCCACUGAUCGUGAAGGACUUCAGCCUCCUCAAGUGGCUGGGUGCAAACAGCUUCCGUACGUCUCACUACCCCUAUGCGGAGGAGAUCAUGGACAUGGCAGACCAGGAGGGGAUCAUGAUUGUGGAUGAGAGUCCUGCAAUCGGUCUCAAUGGUUUUGGCGAGGAGUUAAUGAAGCGCCACAUAGCGUCAUGCAGGAAUUUUCGCCGUGACAAGAAUCGCCCGAGUGUCAUCAUGUGGAGUGUUGGGAAUGAGCCAAAGUCUUACGAGCCUGCUGCAAAAGAGUAUUUCAGUUCUUCCUUUUCUGAGACUGGAUGGGGCAUAGUGGCUGUGUACCCAGAGUGGAAGGUGGCCAGAGAUCACUAG